AUGCCCAACCCCAACCCCAACCGACCGACCAAGUACUCUGCCGUCCAAAUGACCAGCACCGGCCUACGCACCGCCACCACCGCAUCAACCGCUCCCCGACGCCCACGUCCUCCGCCCUGCCGCAGAUGCAACGCCAUCACAUCCCAGUACACUGUCUCCGAGACCAACGAGAACGGCAACGCUGGACGUCCUUACUACCGCUGCGACCACUGUGGAACCUUUGCGUGCUUCGCGGAUCUGCGAGGUGUGCACCCCGACAACCCCACGUGUGACUGUGAGGGCCAGCUGCCCUGUCGUCUACAGGUAGCCAGCCAGAAUGACCGCCGGUGCUUUCCCGGCGCCUUGUUCUACACUUGUGCGGUGGGGGGAUGCAAUUAUUUCCAGCGGCUAGAGGACGAGGACGGGGAAGCUGUUGUGAUUUUCGAGGAGUCAAUCCCAGCGGGGUUGCAGAGGGCGAGGUAUAUGGAGGAACGGGGGUUGUGA
Molecule: messenger RNA, 483 nt
Organism: Aspergillus aculeatinus CBS 121060
Lineage: Eukaryota; Fungi; Ascomycota; Eurotiomycetes; Eurotiales; Aspergillaceae
Exons: 1
Coding region: 1-483 (160 amino acids)
Source: RefSeq, a predicted model, not a curated record